Molecule: messenger RNA, 3753 nt
Organism: Sorghum bicolor (sorghum)
Lineage: Eukaryota; Viridiplantae; Streptophyta; Magnoliopsida; Poales; Poaceae
Product: putative disease resistance RPP13-like protein 3
Exons: 8
Coding region: 88-3753 (1221 amino acids)
Biological process (GO): defense response to other organism
Molecular function (GO): ADP binding
Source: RefSeq, a predicted model, not a curated record
UUGAGCACUAGCUAGCAAUUUAGCAUCCUCAGCUCCAUCAACACAAUAGACUAGCUCGAUCAAGCAGUAGUAGCUAGCUAGGGACAUAUGGAGGCGACAGCGCUGAGUGUGGGCAAGUCCGUCCUGAAUGGAGCACUUGGCUACGCCAAGUCUGCAUUAGCAGAGGAGGUGGCCUUGCAGCUCGGCAUCCAGCGCGACCACGCUUUCAUCAGGGACGAGCUUGAGAUGAUGCUGGCCUUCCUGAUGGCUGCGCACGAAGAGCGCGAUGAGCACAUGGUUGUCAAGACCUGGGUGAAACAGGUUCGCGAUGUCGCCUACGACGUCGAGGACUCCCUUGAGGACUUCUCCGUUCGUUUGGGCAACCCAUCUUGGUGCUGGCGCGUCUUUCGCAGGCUGCUUGACCGCCACCGUGUGGCCAAGCAGAUGAAGGAGCUCCGAGCCAAGGUUGAGGAUGUCAGCCAGAGGAACGUGCGGUACCGCCUCAUCAAAGGAUCAGACGACACCAAGCCUGCCAUUGGCACUGGUCAGUCCAUCAUGAUGACUGGUGAAACAAUGUCAGGCAUGGAGGAAGCAAGGAAGGAGAAGGACAAAGCAAAAGUGGAUCUUAUUAGUCUAAUGAACAAGAUGGAUGAAAAUCUUCAAGUGAUUGCUAUAUGGGGACGACCAAGCUAUGUUCUCCAGGAGGCAUCCAUCAUCAAAAUAGUCUAUGAUAACCUGAAAAGAAGGAAACAGUUUGAUUGCCAUGCCUUUGUAAAGAUCAUACACCCUUUCAGUUCAACAAGGUUUUUGCAAAACAUUAUCAGGCAAUUCUUCGUUGAUUCCCUUGAAGAAGCGGAGAAAUCUACUCUUGGGGCCCAAGAUCUGCGGAGGAUGGGGAUGGUGACAGAAAGUGACUUGGUUGAUGCAUUCAACAAAUAUUUGAAUGAGAAGAGGUACCUAAUAGUGCUUACUGACCUCUCCAACAUUGAGGAGUGGGACCAGAUUAAGGCAUUAUUUCCAAGCAACAACAAAGGAAGCCGGCUCAUAGUGUGUGCAGAGCAAGUUGAAGUUGCCAGCUUAUGUGUUGAGCCAAAGACGACGACACUACCAGAGCACAAAAAAUUGUGUUCUAACCAACAAGUCCUUUAUGCUUUCUAUGAGAAGGGUUCACAAGGUGGAACAGAUUCAGUGGGGGAAGGUUCUAGCUCAAAUACUACAGAUACUAUUAAUAAUAAUAAUAAAAGCUCUUUAGAGGUAAAGGGACUGAGUCGUAUGGAGACAACACUAGCUGCUUUGAAGGAAUCUCAACUCAUCGGCCGAGAGAAGGACAAAUCAGAAAUUAUCAAAAGGAUUUCAGAUAGACAAAGUCAAGAAUUUGAGGUGAUCUCUAUCUGCGGAAUGGGUGGUCUUGGAAAAACAACUUUAGUCAAACAUGUCUACCAAAGCCAAGAGCUCAGUAGAAUGUUUGAGAAGCAUGCCUGUGUCACGAUCAAGCGUCCUUUCAAUCUUAGUGAGCUCCUCAAUAGCUUAGCAACACAACUGGGUGGUAAUGAACGGGACGGUGACAAAUUGGCUAGUCUUUUAGAUGAAAGGAGCUAUUUGAUCAUUCUUGAUGAUAUGUCAUCCACUACAGAAUGGGAUGCUAUAGUAAAAUACUUCCCUACUACUAUUACAACGAGCAAGAUUAUUGUAACCACAAGGGAAGAGAACAUUUGCAAGCAUUGUUCAAAGAAAGAGAACAUACACAAGCUCCAGCUUUUGGGAGACGAAGAUGCGCAAAAACUCUUCAUGGAAAAGGUGUUUGGGACGGUUUCACAUUUGGAUGAGGAGUACCCUGAGUUAGCUGAUGAAACAAAACAGAUUUUGAAGAAGUGCAAUGGACUUCCUCUUGCAAUAGUCACAAUGGGUGGUUUCUUGGCAAGGCAACCAAAAACUCUCAUGGAGUGGAGAAAAUUCAAUGAGCACAUUAGUGCUGAGCUGGAGAUGAAUACAGAGCUUCAGAGGAUACCAAAUGUCCUCGUUAAAAGCUAUGAAGGCUUGCCAUAUCACCUCAAGUCUUGUUUCUUGUAUAUGUCCAUCUUUCCUGAAGAUUACAGUAUUAGCCGGAGACGCUUGGUGCAACGUUGGAUUGCAGAGGGUUACUCAAGUGAGGUACGUGGCAAAUCCAUGGAAGAAACAGCUGACAGAUACUUCAUGGAACUCAUUGACAGGAGCGUGAUCCUACCGGUUAGGAAACAUGUUCCUAGUCUAAAAGGAAUCGACUCUUGUCAACUCCAUGAUCUCAUGCGUGAAAUAAGCAUCUCAAGGGCAAUGGAUGAAAAUCUUGUUUUUAGACUGGAGGAAGGUAGCAGUAGCUCAAAAACACAAGCCAAGAUUCGCCAUGUUGCCAUAAGUAGCAACUGGGAGGGUGAUAAGUGUGAGUUUGAGAGUGCAGUAGAUUUGUCUCACAUAAGGUCAUUAACUGUAUUUGGAAGGUGGAGGUCAUUUUUCAUUUCUGAGAAGAUGAAGUUUCUACGUGUGCUGGACUUGGAAGGUACGUCAGGUUUAGUUGAUCAUCAUCUUGAGCACAUUGCGAGGCUUAUUCACCUGAAAUAUAUUUCUCUAAGGAGAUGUGAUGACAUCUAUCAUCUGCCAGAUUCAUGGGGUAACCUUAGGCAACUGCAGACACUAAAUAUGAAAGGCACAAGAAUAUGCAACCUGCCGAAAAGCAUCACCCACCUUACCAAGCUACAAUAUCUUUUUGCUAGGGGUUCCACUCCUGCUUGUUUUAGCCUGGAUGGAAGGCUACCAAAUGAUCUGGCAAAGCUUUGUGGGGCAUGUUGUGUGCCUAAGCUUUUGAAGGAUGCCGAGUGGAUGGAUGGUGAUCCAAAUUGGCAUGAUGUGUGCACUUUCUGGUGCCACGUUGUGUUUCCUUCUUUAGCGUGGAUGAAACUAGAUCCAUAUGGUAUUGUAGUGCCAAGAAGUGUUAGGAAGCUAAAAGCCCUGCACACACUGGGUCUCGUGAACAUCGCAGACAGUUCAAAAUCUGCCCUACGGGACAUAAGAAAGCUCACGCAAUUGCGCAAGUUAGCUGUGACAGGCAUUAAUAAGAAGAACUAUCAAGAGCUGUGUUCCACUGUUACUGGUCUCAGCCGUCUAGAAUCGUUAGCUAUUAAGUCAAAUGGAGAACCAGGUUUACAAGGUUGUUUGGAUGGCUUGUCCUCACCUCCGAAGAAGCUGCAAAGCCUCAAGUUGUACGGUAAUCUGGUCAAACUGCCAGAAUGGGUCAAGGGCUUCCACAACCUUGUGAAGCUGACACUACGGAGCUCUAAGAUAUCGGAGCUUGAUGCCACCAUUGAAGACCUUGGCAAGCUAGCAAACCUUGCUAGCCUGCGUCUGUGGGCAAAGUCAUUCCAGGGCGAAGAUAUCUGUUUCAGUUUUCGUCAGGACACGUUCCCAAGUCUGACCGUGCUGGAGCUGAACAGCAUCGACGGCCUCAAAUUGGUGGAGUUCGGAGAAGGCGCAAUGCUUAAGCUUGAGCUGCUGGGUUUUUGUGGUAGUGAGGAAAGCUGCACCAGGUUGUUUUCUGGGCUACAAUUUGUCACAAGCCUUAAGGUGUUUAAUCUGGACAGCAAAUCUUACAAGGAUGACUUCAUCGAACACCUUCAGGCCUUGCUUGCCCAGAAUCCAAAUGGACCCGUUUUGAGGAGGCUACAGAUGCGUUACUUUUUACUAAACCUGUUCUAUGUGAGCAUCAUGGUGGCAUAUAGGGAUACCCACACUGGAUUGAAUUGA